Molecule: messenger RNA, 5073 nt
Organism: Salarias fasciatus (jewelled blenny)
Lineage: Eukaryota; Metazoa; Chordata; Actinopteri; Blenniiformes; Blenniidae
Gene: usp36
Product: ubiquitin specific peptidase 36
Exons: 20
Coding region: 112-3513 (1133 amino acids)
Biological process (GO): regulation of apoptotic process; protein deubiquitination
Cellular component (GO): cytosol; nucleus
Molecular function (GO): cysteine-type deubiquitinase activity
Source: RefSeq, a predicted model, not a curated record
CCCCAUAAUGCAGCAUGGGCGAAAAUACCAGACCCAGGAGCCUCAGCUGAGGAAGCAGACACCUCAACUGUCACGUAUUUUGGCCGAUUGGACAAAAGUGAUGUUUCAACAAUGCCGAUAGUGGAUAAACUCAAAGAGGCACUGAAACCUGGUCGAAAGGAGACAAGCGAUGAGGGAGACCUCAACAAGCUGCUGGCCUCCUCUGCCAAGAAGGUCCUUCUGCAGAAAAUCGAGUUUGAACCUGCCAGCAAGGGCUUUUCCUACCAGCUGGACAGCCUGAAGAACAAGUAUGUGAUCCUCAAUCCUCGGAGCGAGGGUGCCACUGGGCAAAAGGCGAUCGAACCCACUCAAAUAAAGAGGCAAGUCUCGGAGAAUGUGGUUGGGGGGCAGAGCGAUGGCAUCCCGGCCCCGCAGAAGAUGCUCUUUCCAGGGAACAAGCUCACCCUCAAGUGGGAGCGCGUGUACAGGGUGGGAGCCGGUCUCCACAACCUCGGGAACACCUGCUUCCUCAACUCCACGGUCCAGUGUCUCACCUACACCCCGCCCCUCGCCAACUACUUACUCUCAAAGGAGCACAGCCGUGUCUGUCACCAGUCGGGCUUCUGUAUGAUCUGUGUGAUGCAGAACCACAUCAUCCAAGCCUUCGCCAACACAGGCAACGCCAUCAAGCCAGUCUCCUUUAUCAGAGACCUCAAAAAAAUUGCCAGACAUUUUCGCUUCGGCAGCCAAGAGGACGCCCAUGAAUUUCUGCGCUACACCAUUGACGCCAUGCAGAAGGCGUGUCUGAACGGAUAUCCCAAGCUGGACAGGCAGACCCAGGCCACCACCCUGGUUCACCAGAUCUUCGGAGGUUACCUCAGGUCAAGAGUGAAAUGUUCCAUUUGUAAAAGUGUGUCUGACACGUACGACCCUUACCUGGACAUCGCUGUUGAGAUACGGCAAGCGGCCAACAUUGUGCGAGCUCUGGAGCUGUUUGUGAAGCCAGAUGUGUUGAGCGGAGAAAACGCCUACAUGUGUGCCAAGUGCAAAAAGAAAGUGCCAGCCACAAAGCGCUUCACAGUCCAUCGAACGUCUAACGUCCUGACCCUUUCGCUGAAGAGGUUCGCCAACUUCAGCGGAGGAAAAAUAACAAAGGAUGUCGGGUACCCGGAAUUCCUUAACAUCCGCCCCUACAUGUCUCAGAGCUCAGGUGACCCUGUCAUGUACGGCCUCUAUGCUGUUCUGGUGCACUCUGGCUACAGUUGCCACGCUGGACACUACUACUGCUACGUCAAGGCAAGCAACGGGCAGUGGUACCAAAUGAAUGAUUCAAUGGUGCACUCGAGUAACAUCAAAGUGGUGUUGAACCAGCAGGCCUAUGUGCUUUUCUACCUGAGGAUCCCCGAAACCAAAAAGAAUGGAGACGGACAGACGGUCAAGCAGGGAAUGUUGCACUCGGGCAAGAACAGCGCGUCGUCUGAGCAGAUCAAGAGGGCCAACCUCAACGGGCCGCUGUCCUCCCCGCAGGUCACCAAGAAACUGGAGCCGGCACAGCUGCGUAAGAUCCAGUCUAUGGACGGCGGUCUGGGUCUGCCCGUCUCCAGGAACGGCGUGAGCGCCCAGCAGCAGCCGCCGCAGCCCCGGAUUUCCAGCUGGACGUCGUCCUCCAACGGCCCGCCCAAGCUGCCGGGCGGCCCCGCCGUCAUCGAGGAGCCCUUCAAGAAGCUGAAGAAGCCGUCCCCGCAGCAGGGCCCGGCGGCGCCGCGCAGCAGCACGCCCACCCCCUCCAACAACGGGGUCAGCAGGACGGAGGGCGACAAGAAGCCCGGAGGGGAGGGCCGGGGCAUGGCAGCGUCUACCUCAAUCAAGUCUCUGUCCGACUCCUCCUCCGCCGACACCACCGAAUCCAAGGACUCCGUCGGUCCCAAAAGCGCGCCGGUGGGCGAGACCCCCUCCACCCCGCGGAAGGGCCCCUCCAACGGCGUGGCGUCUCCGGCCAGGAGCGUGGAGCGCUCGCAGAGCACGGAGGAGAAGACGACGGCCAAAGCCAAGCCGCCGGCCCUCAACAACAUCGCGUCCGAAGCCACCAGCACCAUGUCGCCUCCGCCCGCCAAGAAGCUGGCCCUGUCGGCCAAGAAGGCGCACAAUCGGAGUCGGAGCAGCAUUGAUGUUCUGCCCCGUUUGCCCCGCCAGCUGUCUAAUGACCACAUGCAUCAAAAUCAACUUAACUCCCUCACCUUUGCCCCAGCUACUCACUCUCACAGAGCCGGUCCAUUCCAUUCACCUCAACUCCAGUCAUCGACAAGCAGCUUCUCUAGUGAAGCAUUCAAACUGCAGAGUCCUCAGAAACAGCCCCUUCUCUCCACGCCGCAGAAACCAAACCCCAGCCUUUCUCCCAGAGCCAACGGACACGGCUGCCCCGGCCGCGCCGCCCCCCGCGGUCUGAACUCUGUCGACGGCGAAAACCCCCCCUCCGCCGAGACGCCCAGCAAGAAGAAGAAGAAGAAAAAGAAGCGGCGGCAUUCGGAGGUGGAGGGCGAGGCGAAGCCGGCGGUCCUCCCGGCUCCCGUCGCGCCGCCCGCCGUCCCGGAGCCGGCCGCCGAGAAGAAACGCAAGAAGAGGAAGAAAAAGCGCAAGAGGGAGAACGAGGACGGCGAGAAGCAGGCGGAGAGAGCGAGCGUCCCGUCGCAUCUGGACGCGUCGAGCCAGGAGGAGGACUGGUGUCCGGGCGGCAUGUGGAGCCUGACGCCUCAUUCGGAUGCAGGACGGCCGUCCGCCUCAACUCCGGCGCAGCGGGAGUCAAAUGAGAGAGAACAUGAAAGGGACUCUGUGCUGACGGAGAAGAAGAAGAAGAAAAAGAAGAAGGGGAUUCAGCUUGACCCGAGUUCUGCCUGCUCUGCGUCAGAAAGCGCUUCUGCAGUGCAGGCCACAGACGUUCAGAGCGAUGCGGGAGAGUCAACCGUGUUAAAAAAGAAACUGAAGAAGAAGAGGCUAAAAGAGGAGAGCGGGCUCUGUCUGGACGCUGAGCCCGAGACGGCAGAGCCUCCUCCCAAAAAGAUCCCAGCGGAGAGCGACGGAGUGAGCAAACAGAGCCCAGCCACGGUGGUAGUGUGGGACAGCCAGGUGAAGGACGGCUACAAGCGCAGCCAGGCGCCGGCGGCUGGUGGAGGUGCGUCCGGAGACGCUCCGCCCCGUCCUGCUCCGGCGUCCUGGGAUGGCAAAAAGACCAGCAGUGUGGUGGAGGAGCUGCUCAAGAACUCCACAGACAAAGCUUAUGGAGCCAGCAUCCUCAGUUGGGAUGGUGAGGCCUCUGCGAUCAGCAAAGACGCCAUCGAGCACGUCCGCGUCGCCCAGAGCGACACCGUGAUCGACGAGUGGGAUGAGGAAUUCGACAGGGGAAAGGUGAAGAAAAUAAAGAACUAUAAGAGAGAGAAGUGGAGAAGCGGCGGCAGCAUCUUCCAGAAGAUCCAGGACAGGAGGAACAAGUGGUCGGUGACCCCCGGAGGGAAGAGAGUGUUUGGAGCGCGCCGCUGAGAGCCCGGAAUGAGGACAACAGUACUGUAUACCAAAACUGCUACAUUUAACCCCCCCCUUCUUUUAUUACCUGCUUCAAUUCAGGAAGAAUAUUAAUGCCAAAACCAGCACAGCCGAGUGCACCUUUAAAUGAAGACUAAUCAGCAUGAAAAUUCCGCCUAAUUGCCCAACAAGCAUUCGACCUUUCAGAAUAACCUCAUUUAACACGAAAUGCCGUUUUAAGUGCAUGAAAUGUUUGGGCAUUAUUUUUGUUAAUGGAAAACCCCUGAAACACUCGCGUGGAAAACCUGCUUAAUGCGUUCACGUCCGCUCCGAGCUUCGCUAAUUGCCCCGGCGGUCUUUGCUACUCCAUGAAAUGAAUUGUACCGUAUCUGUAAGCUGUCCUGCAAACUGCUGCCCCGGCAGCCACAAGGGCUUGUUUUUAGACAUUUAAAGAAAAGUUAUAAUAAUAAUUAUAAUAAUCAACCUGUUUCUUUCAUUUAACCCUUAUUUUAAAACAAUUCAAUACCAAAAAAAUAUGUAACUCCAAAACAAGUUUGUGUUAUUUUACAUUUAUUUUAAUUCUAAAUUGUGAUUUUUUUUUUUUUUGCAGUGUUUGUGCCACAUAUUUUUAAGGACCAAAUUUUGCCUGCGUAACGUUGGUGAAAUUGAGGUUCAUCGAUUCAAAUAAUCAUCACUUCUUUUAUUUUGUAUUUGUCCAGCUAUCUGAUUGUUUUUUGUUUUUUUUGAACAUGUAAAACAACAAAAGUCUUGGGUGUUCUGUUAAGACAAGACAAAACAAAACAGAUGAUUUUUAAGAUCACAUCUCAUGCUGUUUGGUUUCACUGUGUUCCUCUGUUUACACACUUCUCGCCGUUUGUAGAAUACAUGUUUUGGGGGUUGUUUUUUUUUUCAGUUUAAUUCCUGAAAGGACUGGGGCAGGAGCAGUUAUUUUUCUGCCUUGCAGUUCUUGGCUGAUGUAACUUUUCUCAUUGUUCAUUCAGUAACGCUCGCGCUGCAGAUCAGACCUUAACGCCCAACGUAAACUGUUCUCCACUGACGUUUUGAACCAAGUGUUGCAUUCUCUUACUUCAGGCACUGUGUUGGAGCGGGACUGCCACAUGUUGACAGUUUCUUUUCUCCCCCUCCCCCCCUGCAUCUUAUAACUCUAUGCAAUUAUCUGACGCUCACUCUGGUCACCAAGAAACUGGGCUGAGACUCAGGAACCCAGACAUCCUGUGUACCCCAUCUUCAUUUCUCAUCAGACCCCCCCGCCUCCUCCUCCUCCUCCGUUCAUAUCGGAGUGGUACCUCCCUCUGGACCACCAUGUCGCAUCCUGUACAUCUUGUAGAAACUGUUUUAUACAAAGUAUUUCAGGUGUGGAAACUGGGAUCAUCUUGCACCAACAGACGCGUAGAGAAACUUGACAUUAUAACAAAAAAAAAAAAAAAAACGCUUCGCCGGUGUAGACGACUGUACAGUCCAUCUUGUGCUACCUGUGUUUCCCUCCGACGCUGUAAAGAUCUGCCCACUGCAUUUCUUUUCAUUCUAGAGAUGUUGCCUUGAAUUGGCUAUAAAAAG